Molecule: messenger RNA, 744 nt
Organism: Ostrinia furnacalis (Asian corn borer)
Lineage: Eukaryota; Metazoa; Arthropoda; Insecta; Lepidoptera; Crambidae
Gene: Rbmx2
Product: RNA binding motif protein X-linked 2
Exons: 5
Coding region: 145-693 (182 amino acids)
Biological process (GO): mRNA splicing, via spliceosome
Cellular component (GO): catalytic step 2 spliceosome; U2 snRNP; precatalytic spliceosome
Molecular function (GO): RNA binding
Source: RefSeq, a predicted model, not a curated record
UGUCACCACAGUUGUCUCCAAACUUUUUAGGUUAUGUUUAUUGAAAACAUCAAAAGUAUAAACCUUGUUAUUAAUUACCAUUGUUUUAUAGCUUUAAAGCAUUAUUAUAAAUAAAAAUAGUAUUGGGAUAAUCACCUUUCGAAAAUGAAUCCUAUGACUAAUGUGAAGAAUGUUUUGAAAUUGAGUGAGCGUGAAUUAUCUGGUAAAUCAAAGACUUCGUGGCAUGAUCAGUAUAAAGAUAGUGCGUGGAUAUUUGUAGGAGGUCUGCCGUAUGAUCUCACCGAAGGCGAUGUUAUUUGCGUAUUUUCGCAAUAUGGUGAAAUUGUCAACAUAAACUUGGUCCGUGAUAAAGAGACUGGAAAAUCCAAGGGAUAUGCAUUCAUAUGCUUUGAAGAUCAGCGCUCAACAAUACUUUCUGUCGACAACUUAAAUGGGAUCAAAAUUUUGGGACGCACAAUUCGUGUAGACCACUGUGAGCAGUACCGUGCUCCAAAUGCAGAUAUGUCCAAAAUUGAUGAAGUGACUGCAGCUGUGAGAAUUCAGGGCUGUGCACCUGUCCCUAUAAAGCCCGAACCAGUAGUGAAACAGGAGAAAGAAAAAGGUACCAAGAGGAAGAAAAAGGAAAAGAAAAGCAAGAAAAAAAAGAAAAAAAGAAGCAAAAGUACAGACUCAGACUCUAAUUCUAGUGAUUAGUAAAUUGUUAACUUAUAAAUAAAAUAAAACUUAAGUGCACUUUUUAUGAAA